Molecule: messenger RNA, 1188 nt
Organism: Prunus avium (sweet cherry)
Lineage: Eukaryota; Viridiplantae; Streptophyta; Magnoliopsida; Rosales; Rosaceae
Product: Peroxidase family protein
Biological process (GO): response to oxidative stress; hydrogen peroxide catabolic process
Molecular function (GO): heme binding; peroxidase activity
Source: RefSeq, a predicted model, not a curated record
AAUUGCAUUACAAUUAUAAAAGAAAAUUGAUCCCUCCACUGGAGGUAAAUUGGACUGGCAUCCUUUAAGUUCACGUACUGCUACUGGUGGUGAUAGAGUCCUCUGUUUUCUGAGAGUCAGAGCAGCAGCAUUGAAGUUCACAUAGCCAAUCAUCACAAUGGAUCUGAGAGCUAUAGUGGUAGGCAUAUCUCUGUUUGUGUUCAGCAUUGGAGCUGAAGGGCAAGGGCUUUCUUAUAAUUUCUAUGAGAACUCAUGCCCACAAGUUGAGGCCAUUGUUAGAGCUGCCCUCCAACCUAUUUUUCUCACUGAUCCCACUGCUCCUGCAGCUCUGUUGAGGCUCAUGUUCCAUGAUUGCCAAGUUCAGGGCUGUGAUGCUUCAAUUCUUGUGGAUCCAAAUGAGAAAACUGUGUCAUCUGAAAUGGCUGCAGGGAAAAACUUUGGUAUCAGAAAGAGAGAGUCAAUCAACAUUCUCAAGGCAAUGGUUGAAUUGGAAUGUCCCCAACAGGUUUCUUGCUCUGACAUUCUUGUCUUGGCUGCUCGGGAGGCAGUGGCUGCGUCAGGAGGGCCAGAGAUAAAGGUUCCUUUGGGAAGAAGAGACUCUUCUGUUCCUCCAAACUAUAAGCUUGCAGAUUCUUUGCUUCCUUCUGCUGCCAUUGGAGUUGAUGGCAUGCUUCAACUAUUUGCAAAGAAAGGGAUGACAGUUGAAGAAUCUGUGGCCAUAAUGGGAGCGCACACACUAGGGGUGACACAUUGUUUGAACAUUCUAAAUCGUCUAAGCGGACUUGAUCAAGGUGGGCGUGUAGAAGGCAUGGCGCCCAUGUUUGAAGCAUUCCUCAGGAUAAACUGUCCUCAAGGCUCUUUGACAUCAAAUGCAAGCUUCGUUCUUAAUGACCCUACAACACUUACAUUUGACAACCACUACUACAAUAAUGUAAUUAGAGGCCAUGGGGUACUUGGAGUUGAUGCUGAAAUGGUGAUGGACCCGCGCACAGCUCUCGCUGUCAAGCGAUUUGCUGCUGAUCAGGAUGGUUUCUUUCAGGCAUUUUCUUCUGCCUUUGUCAAGCUCUCUAGCUCUAGUGUCCUGAGUGGGAAUCAAGGUGUUGUUAGAAAGAUAUGCAAUGCACUGGACUGAGAGUCAAAGGUGUUUGUUAAUUUAAAUUGCAAUACCAUUGUUGUUACCAAAAAUUA